GGACCGAUCUGCUAAACCCUAAAGCGCCGCCGAGCAACCGUCGCCGGAGGGGAGUCGGGAGAGCGGCGAAGAGUCUCAACGCCGGCGCGGUCGAAUAAAAGGAGAGGGACCGAUCGAGAGAACCUUCCGUCUUCCGCCUGCGCCUCCUGCUUGGCCGGGAUGGCGACUCGCGUCGUGGCCGUGGGACGGCGAUUGCGUCAAGGUUGGAGGUGCCGACGCCGGCUCGUACGCCGCGUCAUCAGAAGAUUACAGAGGGCGUUGUUCCUGUUCCAGGCGAGCAAGCCGCCGGUCGAUUCAUGCUGCCCAAGAUGUUCGCAUGCUAUGCGCCCCCAAGACCAUCCGGUGAAAUUUAUGCUGUUUGUCUGCGCCUCUUGUGGCCAUCAGAAGCAAUUGGAUUUCGAGUUCAGCUGGCGCGAGACCUAUGUUAACGGGAUAAGAAUUUUGCCACAAGUAAAAGACCAAGGGGAUGAAACAACAUGUGUUUUCUUCGCAAUUGCUACAGCUAUUGAAGCUAUGCUGAACAUGGAAAUGGCACAGAGGGGAGAGCGCUAUUCGGAAAGCAUUAGCAUUUCUGACAUGGUAGAGUAUUUUGAGAACUGCAUCAGACUAUGUGAGGAUUAAGGACUCGUGCUGGCAUGAUGGCUUGUCCUUUGAAGAAGUGUGUACUUUAGUCCUGGAAGGGAAGAUGUUGGUUACCAUCGUUCCCAUCACAGAUCACUUCCAUGAGCUCAAAGCAGAUGAAAUAUACGAUUGCACCCAUAUUCAGUGGGGUGCGUCCGAGACUUUCCAUGCCAUGGUUAUUGUCGAAUUUGGUGUCAAAGACGGAAAGACUUACUUUCGAGUUCAGAAUAGUCAUGGCAGUUAUUGGGCAGAUUUUGGUUUUGGCAUGAUCAGAGACAAUAGCAUUGCCAAGAUAUUGCAGCUAAUUGUCUGAAAGUUUCUUGCAAGACAUCUUAUCUGUUCAGGUCCAGCAGUUGAAAUCGAGAACUCUACGCCUUUUAUUGACUUGAUUGAAGAACUGGAAUUGUACAAUCAGUUAUAGCACAGGGUCAACUAGCCUACGCCCUUCAUAUAUUUUUCCUCUAGAGCUUUUUUCAAGUACACAGGUUCAAGAAACGGUGGCCAUCUCCUAUUCCGAUGCCGCUAUUCGACUACGUUUGGAAUGUCACGAAGGCGCCAUUGGCUUGGAUGAUAUUAACACAAUCAAUUGGUCAACUAUGGUCGUUGUCAAAAAUUGGUGGAACAAGAUAUGACGCUAAUUUCUUGGGAGCUAUGGACGGAGCUGAACGUUAGGGUCUUCCAGAAGACCUCCACCCCUUGGGAGAUCAUGUGGCUAGGAUCCUUAUGAGACUAGGUUGUGGGUAACGACGGAUGCAAGGGAUUAGAUGUAAUUUUAUCCGGCGAAUAAUUGCUCUAUUUUGCCACUGUGGGGCUGCUAUUUGAAACUUCUGAAACCCUCUCUUCUCAAUUAAUGAAAUGGCCAAUCUUUUGUCGUC
Messenger RNA from Hordeum vulgare subsp. vulgare (domesticated barley), 1496 nucleotides. RefSeq lists its product as uncharacterized. The record is from RefSeq and is a predicted model, not a curated record. Lineage: Eukaryota; Viridiplantae; Streptophyta; Magnoliopsida; Poales; Poaceae. The transcript has 5 exons. The coding region runs from base 160 to 621 and encodes 153 amino acids.